GGAGCGGAGCGCGCGCGCCUGCUCGUUCCCAGGGCGCCGGCGGGAUGAGCUGCCUCAACGUGCCCGGGGUGCAGCCCGGCUCGCCCGCCAAGGCGCGUGGCCAGAUCCAGGUGAUUUUCGGGCCCAUGUUCUCCGGGAAAAGCACAGAACUCAUGCGCCGGGUCCGCAGAUUCCAGAUUGCACAGUACAAAUGCCUUGUGAUAAAGUACUCCAAGGACACUCGUUACUGCACGAAUGGGGUCUCCACGCAUGACAGGAAUACCAUGGAGGCUCUUUCAGCCUGUUAUCUCAAAGAUGUGCACCAGGAGGCGCUUGCUUCAGCUGUGAUUGGUAUUGAUGAAGGCCAGUUUUUCCCAGACAUUGUGGAGUUCUGUGAGGCAAUGGCCAAUGCAGGGAAGACGGUCAUAGUUGCUGCCCUUGAUGGGACCUUCCAGAGGAAGGCAUUUGGAGCAUCCUGAACCUGGUCCCCCUUGGCAGAGAGUGUAGUGAAGCUGAAUGCUGUGUGCAUGGAGUGUUACCGGGAGGCUUCAUACACAAAGAGGCUGGGAGCUGAGAGGGAGGUUGAAGUCAUUGGAGGGUCAGACAAGUAUCACUCAGUCUGCCGUGUCUGCUACUUCAGGAAGCGACCUCAGCAGGUUGGGCCAGAAAACAAGGAGAACCUGCCUGUGGGGGCCAAACAGGUGGAUGUCAUAGCCUCCCGAAAGGUCCUGGCCUCCCGACAGAUGCAGUGGAGCCCAGCAAACUGAGCAGGGGAGGCUAAAUACUACAACUUUGGGGCUUCUUUAAAGCUUGCUUCCCCUCUGUUCAGCCCGGAGCUGUGUCAUGGCCUCCCAAUGCUACCUGCCAAACCUAACUGCUGCUUGUGUGUGCUGAGCUACAAAGAACCAGGCCCACGUAGAAGGGACAAAAGGGGAAAACCAUGACAAACAGGAGUCAGGCAAGCAGCCAAUGGGAAAGUCCUCUGCCAUGGAAUGUGCGCAAGAAAUUGGAGGCACUUACUGAGUCACACUGCAACAGGCCCUUGUGCCUCAGUGUGGGACUUCCAAUAUACCAUCUGUCCAGGCUUCUGAGUAAUGACUAUUCUCCCAACUCAUGGUAACCCCUCUUUAGGACUUUUGACCUCCCUCCCUGACACUGUUGCUGGCUUUUGCUUGUUUUCUUAAGGACUUUGCCUGUUUUGUUGCCUAGGGAUACCCUGUUCCUAGAUGACACUGGGACAGGAGGACCUCCAUUGCUUUAGCUCCUUCAUUAUAUUGCCUCUUACUCCAUUCUAAGGUACAUGGCCUCAGACCUCCCAUCCAUACAAGUGUCUUCUCCUGCUAUCACUACACCCCAGCCAUUAUCUUCCCUCUGAACAUCAAUUUCCCCUCUAACAAUGCUUAUGUGCAGCUGCCUCCACCCCCCUGGCAGGCAAUUGUAAUUAGUUUCCCCCCCACAUUGCAUUCAGUGUCUGUCCAAUUUAAGUUGGUUUCUCCAAUUAUACUUGCUCAGACUACACUGAGUUGCUCUAAAUCAGGGCUGUU
This is a messenger RNA of Dermochelys coriacea (leatherback sea turtle), 1523 nucleotides long. RefSeq names its product thymidine kinase 1 (gene TK1). Gene Ontology annotation, biological process: thymidine metabolic process. Gene Ontology annotation, molecular function: thymidine kinase activity; ATP binding. The record is from RefSeq and is a predicted model, not a curated record. The transcript is spliced from 7 exons. Lineage: Eukaryota; Metazoa; Chordata; Testudines; Dermochelyidae.